Messenger RNA from Panicum virgatum (switchgrass), 621 nucleotides. RefSeq names its product transcription elongation factor 1 homolog. Gene Ontology annotation, cellular component: transcription elongation factor complex. The record is from RefSeq and is a predicted model, not a curated record. The transcript has a single exon. NCBI's taxonomy places the organism in Eukaryota, Viridiplantae, Streptophyta, Magnoliopsida, Poales, Poaceae. Gene Ontology annotation, biological process: transcription elongation by RNA polymerase II. Gene Ontology annotation, molecular function: RNA polymerase II complex binding. Bases 209 to 514 code for a protein of 101 amino acids.
CGGUGACUAGUAGACCACCGACACGUGGGCCCUCGUCUCGUCGACCCCUUUAUAAGCCUCCCCAGGGCCCAGGCUCGUCACGAGGCCAUCGCGUAGCGUACCGGACAGCUCUUUCUACUCCCGAUCACGCCCAUCUGCUCGCCGUCUCCGCUGCUACUAGCUAGCUAGGGCGCGGCAUCGCCGCCGCCGUCGUGUCUCGGCGGGAUCGAUGGCGAAGAGGAAGUCGAGGAAGGCGAAGGCGCCGCCGAAGAAGAAGCCGGCGAAGCUGGACACGGCGUUCGUCUGCCCGUUCUGCGGCCACCCCGACGCCGUCGGGUGCCUCAUCGACCAGCACAUAUUCGCCAGGGCGUCGUGCCGCAUCUGCCAGGAGAGCUAUGCCACCAGCGCCAACGCCCUAACGGAGCCCGUCGACGUCUACAGCGAGUGGAUCGACGCCUGCGAGAUCGCCAACGAGGGCGUCGACGCCCGCCCGCCCCGCCGCCGCCGGAGCUACGACGAUGACGACGAUUUCUGAUCCUGCAUCGCGCUAGCUAGCACCACCAGUUAUUACUGGUUGCAGGCAGUUGAUCUGGGACAUGCAAGAUCGAUGCGGUUCUCAUGCAAGCUUGUUUGCCCAGUUUU